Molecule: messenger RNA, 2273 nt
Organism: Aplysia californica (California sea hare)
Lineage: Eukaryota; Metazoa; Mollusca; Gastropoda; Aplysiida; Aplysiidae
Product: LYR motif-containing protein 4
Exons: 3
Coding region: 33-308 (91 amino acids)
Biological process (GO): iron-sulfur cluster assembly
Cellular component (GO): mitochondrion; L-cysteine desulfurase complex
Source: RefSeq, a predicted model, not a curated record
CCAAUCCAUUAAUCUUACUCAUUUUGACCAAGAUGGCAGCCUCCACAAGAACGAAAGUGUUAUCAUUGUACAAGGAACUUCUCAAAGAGAGCAAAAGAGUCACCGAUUAUAAUUUCAGAAAUUAUGCCCUGAGACGAACAAGAGAUGCGUUCAAAGAAAACAAAGCCAUCACUGAUGCUGGUCAGAUUCAGGCCCUUGUAGUUAAAGCCCAAGAGAAUCUGGAAAUGCUCAGAAGACAGGCAACCGUCAGCCAACUCUUUGGAUCAGAAAAGCUGAUCAUUGAGAGUCAACCGAAGGGAGCUGGCUGAUUUGAAAGUAAACAAGAUAAAGAUGUUUCGAUGUAUAUAAUAGUAAUUAAAAAUUAUCUCAGUACCCUUAAUUUCUGUGAGCAUUUUGUGUGAAAGAGUUUGGGCACAAGUGUUCCCCAGAGUAGAAUUGGAAGAGGCAUCACAUCAGUGUCUUUAUAUUCCCCAGCUAUGUAUUUAAUUAAGUGGCUUAGCUCUUACCUUGCCUCUUGUCAUUGUCAAUAUGGGAGCCUGAGAGGCAUGGCAACAGACUGAAGAAUGAUUCAGUCUUAUGUCCAAUAACUCUAAUGUUUAUUAGGUAAGCUAACAUAUUAUUUUUUUAUUAACAUAUUUAAUUUGUCUUAAGAUAUAUGAUUGUUUUGUUCAUCAUUUAUGCUUUUAGGACUUCAUCAAAAAAUGAGCUGUCUCCUGCCUGUGAUGGCAGUUUAGUUUAAUUAGAAAAUGUUGUGUCAGCUGAAGUGUUUAAUAAAUGAAUGCAAUGCUUGAUAUUAUGUUAUCCAGAGGUACCAUACCCCUUCGGUUCUGAUUUGUAUUCAGUGCUGUAUAUAUAUAGAAGUUUGACUGAGUUUUGUUGUUGUUGUUUGUUUGUUUGUUUUUUUUUGGGGGGGGGGGGGGUGAGCAACUGAAGCACUUCAGAAGUCAAAGUGAGUGAAUGUAAACUGUGCAAGCACAAAUUUUCUUAGCCUGAAUAACUGCUAAUGUUCGUAUUGUUAAUAUCUAUAUUGUCCUGUUGAUGUCAUCUGGCAUGAUUUUUUCAAAAUGUAUUUAAUCUUGCUGAAGAGGAUACUCUGCUUGUUUUCUAUGUUUGCAUUAUAUAUUGGGCCGCUGGACAGGGGUGGCACUCUUCUAGAGAUGAUUCUGAAGUUCUAACAUUCUUUGAUGUUCACCUACCUUUAUUUCAUAGUUAAAGCUAUCUUUUACAGUCUGUGUUUUGAACUCUUCCUAAAAGACUUAGAAAUUAUAGAGACACUCGUGACCGACUAGUUCUUUAGAUGGUUCACAUUGUUUUUAACUUCUCUGCCAAUUUCCUAAACUCUGUUUGGUUAGUGGAUGAAGGAGUGAAAAUUGGGUACAGGUUUGUAUGUCUUUCAAAGGAUACUGUGUUUUUCCGAGGAAGACUGGGAAUGGAACCCACGUUCUUAUGUUUUGCAAAGUGGAUGCAUUGUUCGGCUGUUUAUAUCCUGUGAUUGGUGGAUAUUUUUGUAUGCAAUAAGGCGAGGGGUAGGGGUAGAAGAAUGAGUAUUGUAGGUCUGACUUUUAGAAGGUGACACCCCUAUUGUAUAUGUGGCCAUGCAUCCUUGCUGUUUCUUUCAGGGUAACUUAACAUACAAUUGCAUUUCAGUUGUUUUCCAAUUGAGAUAUAUCGCCAGCUUCAUUUCACGAGGGCUUAAGUCAUGUUUUUAAUUAAGCUUUGAGAAAAUUAAAUCAACAAAGAGCACCCAGAUCAGAGCCAUGCCUUGGGCCGUUGUUAUUUUUCUGUUGAAGAAAAAGAAAGUAACGAACAAAGCUUUAUUAUAAGAUGCCCCUUGAUGUCUUUAAUUGAAUAACAGCUUUACUUGGAAACCCCCAGAAAUUGAUUAGGCCAAUUGUGAAUGACGCUGAUGAUAUACAGUGCUGUCCCUGCCGGCUUUAAACACGUUUCGGACUCGAGCACGCUAAAUGGCUCUUACCGAAUUUUUGCUAUAUAAAUGACAUGCCUUUAAGCACGGUAACUUCGGCUUCGGGCACGCUUCAUUUACAAGACAGUCAAUCUAUACAUUCUUAUACUAACAUGUACUUUCAUGAUAACCCAUGAACACAGUCUACACCGCAGCAGUGAGUGUGGAGAAACACAAAGAGCGAAAGUGAUGGAGACACACACGCGCGUGCGGAGAGGAAGGCAGAGCGUUGAAAGAGAUGCACACAGCCACGCGCUUGGAUAUAGGAUCUAGCCGAGGGCAAAGAUACACACAGGCGAAAAAAAAAAUA